CUAAAGCUUGGUUCACGUGACUGGACGUUCCCUCCUGGUAUUAAGGACAUGAAAGGGAGCGAUACUGUCCGACUCCUGCAACCUGCUCCGAAAACAGGACCAAGAAUAUGAAAAAAGAUUAAAUAACCGCCAUAUAAAAGGGGACCGAAUAAGAGGAAAAGGAAGGUCGAUCUUUACUUUUCGGGGUUGUUGUUGCACUGCCUGGACAGCUGCUUUGGACAAGCGGUGUGUGCUAUCCGUUAAACUGAACUCUGGACUUGAAACAUGACUCGAACAUGUCCAUUCCUUGUCGGGAUCGCCUGCUUUGCGAUUCUUGGUUGUGUGACUGUAGUCCAGUCUCAGGUCACUCUGGAGGUGACCGAGGGAAACUCCACCUGUAUAAAAGCCGAACUCUCCGCCUCUUUCUCCAUCACCUAUGACACAGCCAACGGCACGCGUACGGUGCUGGUGCCCCUCCCAGGUUCGGCGGUGGUGGGUGUGGCCAGCUCGUGUGGGGGUGACGGCCGCUCCCCCUCGCUCGUGGCGCUGUUCGGGGAUGGCCACGCCCUGGGCCUCAGCUUCUCAUCCAAUGUCAGUCUGUACAGCGUCGCUAACCUUACCCUGCAGUACAACCUCAGUGAUGUCUCUACCUUCCCAGAGGCCAACAGCACUGAUGUGGUAACUGUGGAGACGACCUCUGUAGGGAUGGUUGCUAGGGUCAACACCACCUACAGAUGUAUCAGCGCCUCCCCUGUCAUUGUGGGAGGAGCCACCGUCACCUUCUCAAACGUCACGAUGGAGGCCUACAUGACAGGGGACGAUCUGAGCCCCAACGAGAGUGUGUGUACUGCUGACCAGAGCUUCACCACAGCCCCGCCUCCAUCCCCCUCCACAGCCCCGCCUCCACCCCCCUCCACCACUACAGCAACCCCCGCCCCCGUCCCCACCCCCCCUGGAACCCCUAACCAGGGCAGCUACUCUGUCUCCAAUAGCAACGGGACCGUCUGUCUGCUGGCCCGCAUGGCACUACAACUCAACAUCUCCCACUUCUCUGCCGCACAGAAUAAGACUAUCCAGGAAGUAGUAAACCUGCUGCCCAAUCAGACGACCAGCUCAGGAUCAUGUGACCCCACCAGCGCCACCCUGGUGCUGACGCAAGGCAGUGCCACCAACCUCAGCUUCCUGUUUACUCUGAACACCACGUCUACCAGGUACCAGCUGACUGGUCUGUCUGUGGUAGCAGCUUGGUCUGAUAUGACAGCCCCGUUCAACACCAGUAACAGUAGUCUGGACUACCUGCGUGGCUCCCUGGGGCGUAGCUACAUGUGUAGUUCAGAACAGACUCUGGCUGUAGACCAGAACUUUUCCCUCAACACCUUCCACCUGCAGGUCCAGCCCUUCGGCAUCACCAGAGGACAGUUUGCACAAGCGGAGGAGUGUCAGUUGGAUCAGGACAGCAUGUUGAUUCCCAUCGUCGUGGGAGCUGCUCUGGCCGGCCUGGUUCUCAUCGUUCUCAUCGCUUACCUCAUCGGCAGGAAGAGGAGCCAUGCUGGAUACCAGACCAUCUGAGAACACUGACACACAACCUUAUGUGUAUCAAACAGCACCCUAUUCCCUAUAUAGUGCACUGCUUUUGACCAGAGGUCUAUGUGGAUUCUGGUCAAACUUAGUGCACAAUAUAGGGAGUCUUUUCAGGCAGACUGCAGAGAGCCGGACGCUCAACCAACCACUGCUACUAAUGACUGACUGGACCAUGUACAAACCAGGCCCUGUCUGCAGUGUGUCUGUGUCUGUCUGUGUGUCUGUCUGUGUGUUGUUAUUCACAGCAACUCAUCCUCUGCUACCUACUAACAGACUAGUGCCUGGUGAAACCUACCUUCCCCCUCGUCUCUCUGUCUCUAGCCCAUCUCUACUGCAGCUGGCUCAGUAUACCCUUUUAGUUCUGAUUUCAUUUCAUGUUUGACUUGGGUGGAUUUUCGCUUUAAACGGAAUUUCAAAGAUUUUUUUUUUUUUUUUUCAAUUGCAGUUUUUUUGUAUAAAUGAAAUGAAUCCGAUAUUAAAUGAUAUAGUAUUCUACUCUUAUGGAAGAGUGGGUCUUUCCUAGAAGCACGUUUUGUGAUGGACUCAACAAGCUUCCCUUCCUUCCUCAUCUCCUUUCCUUCAGGACCGCCAUCUUUUCUAUGACAUCACCUUAGGGAGGUCUGAAGACUCCUGUGAGGGAACAAAAGGGAAACUUGAAUGUCUAACACCUCCUCUCUGGUCAGAAAUACUGAGUGGAUUAUGUUGUAGGUCACAGGAGUAUUUGAAAGGCCUUGUGGGGGAGGGGGGAAUUAUGUGUUUUGUGGUUUUACUGCGUUUCAUAACAAAAGGUUGUGGACGCUGUCGGACUGAGGAACAGAACAAGGUUAAGGUUGUUUCAUGAUGGAUGUGUUGAACUGGUGUGUAAUAUCAUUUAGCUCCUCCCCUUGACCUGGUGUGUAAUAGUUUAGCUCCUCCCCUCUCCUCCCAUGAGAUUGUUGACCUGGUGUGUAAUAUUGUUUAGCUCCUCCCCUCUCCUCCCAUGAGAUUGUUGACCUGGUGUGUAAUAUCGUUUAGCUCCUCCCCUCUCCUCCCAUGAGAUCGUUUAGCUCCUCCCCUCUCCUCCCAUGAGAUCGUUUAGCUCCUCCCCUCUCCUCCCAUGAGAUCGUUUAGCUCCUCCCCUCUCCUCCCAUGAGAUCGUUUAGCUCCUCCCCUCUCCUCCCAUGAGAUCGUUUAGCUCCUCCCCUCUCCUCCCAUGAGAUUGUUUAUCCAUUGUAGCAAGUUUAUCUUUAUUUUUGUAGCGAAUGUUUUGAUCAUUUUUCUAUUAUGCGUCUUGCUAAGGUCAAUAAAAUACAUCUGAAACA
Molecule: messenger RNA, 2861 nt
Organism: Oncorhynchus keta (chum salmon)
Lineage: Eukaryota; Metazoa; Chordata; Actinopteri; Salmoniformes; Salmonidae
Gene: lamp1a
Product: lysosomal associated membrane protein 1a
Exons: 9
Coding region: 265-1548 (427 amino acids)
Cellular component (GO): membrane
Source: RefSeq, a predicted model, not a curated record